AAAUAUUUUAAAUACAUUAUAAACAAUGCUUAUUUACAGGAUAUCAAACCUGAGAAACCAAUCGCAGUAUGUACCGUUAAUAUUAUACGCGAACACAAAAACAUGUCCAGCCAAUAUUAAACCAAAAAAGUCUGUAUGUCCUGCGCAAGUCGCCAAAACUCCUGGUGCAUCAAGUACUUCUUCACAAGGCACCAUAAUCUUGAAACGUGGAGAGCCAGGUAAAGUCCGCCUUGGAUUCCUUCCUGAAGAAUGGUUCACUUUCUUUCACGGUAAAACCGGCGUCACUGGACCUUAUCUAUUUUGGAUACUAUUAGCCAACUACUUAUUUAGCAAAGAAAUAUUCGUUAUGGAACACGAGUAUUAUGUAGGUCUAUCCACAUUAGUUAUACUUUACGUCGGAACAAAAAAACUAGGCCCAAGCGCUGCAAAAUACUUCGAUGCUCAGAUAGACGAAGUUGCCAAUGGACUUGAGCAAAGUAGGAAAGAUAUGAUGGCUGUGUAUGAAACAACAAUCAAAGAUGCAAAGGACAUGCAAACGAGAGCGAAUGGCCAGAAAAUGUUAAUGGAUGCGAAGAAGGAAAACGUAUCGAUGCAAUUGGAAGCAGCUUACCGUGAGAGAUUGAUGAUAGUCUAUAACGCAGUUAAAGAUCGUAUGGAAUACCACGAGAUCCGGAGUAGAGUUGAGAAUAGAAUUCACCAGAAAUGGAUGAUCGAUUGGAUUUUAUCAAAUGUCAGAAAAUCUAUAACCCCCGAUUUUGAAAAACAGGCCCUGAACAGAGCUAUCGAAGAUUUAGCAGCUCUAGCUGGAAAGGCUUAAUCGAGCUAAAUACUUGAAAAUCAUUCUAUGAAUAGUUUCGUAAAAUCUCAUUAUAAGUAUGUUCCUACUAUCAGGCGUUUAUUACAUAAAAUAUUAUCAAAUUCCCAUU
Messenger RNA from Colias croceus (clouded yellow), 926 nucleotides. RefSeq names its product ATP synthase subunit b, mitochondrial-like. The transcript has a single exon. Gene Ontology annotation, biological process: proton motive force-driven ATP synthesis. NCBI's taxonomy places the organism in Eukaryota, Metazoa, Arthropoda, Insecta, Lepidoptera, Pieridae. The record is from RefSeq and is a predicted model, not a curated record. Gene Ontology annotation, molecular function: proton transmembrane transporter activity. The coding region runs from base 26 to 817 and encodes 263 amino acids.